UAAAUCCGCGGAGGGCGCUCCGGUAGCGAUUGGAGUCCAGCUGUUGAUAGAAGUCGGUGCACAUGUUAGUUGGAUAUUCGCCAUUGUGAGGACGGUCGGCGCGUGUGAAGGGUUUUGUCGCAAACUCCUUAACACCCAUGAAGGAUUCGACAAAUUCGGCAGAAUCAUGGAUGUCUGGUGUCAAAUUAGGAAUCGUCAGAUUAGGCAGAGCUGCGGGAAAGAUGAAAUACACGCUACUGGACGAAAGGGACAUAUCGUUGGUGCAGGAGUUUGCGUUUGAGGCAAGGGUAGAGGUAGAUAGAGACGGUAAUGGUGCAACAAUAUUUGCAUAUGCAUACGAUGUUACGCGAGGCAGAAAUGCUGGGCAGUUUGUUCACGAGUUAUUAUGGGAAAGACAUUAUGGUGGUAUUGCUCCUGGUUUUAGAGUGAUACAUAAAAACGGUAUUAGUAUGGAUAAUCGUUUGGAAAAUCUAAUUUUAGUGCCAUUAGGUAUAAAAGCACACUUUUUUCUCGAACCUCAUGUGAAACAACGUGAACAAUCUUUAUAUUGGGCAGCCAUUCAACAGCUACCUCCAGAUCAUCUUGUAGAAGAGCAUUUUCCAGAUACAACAAACACAAAAUGUUUCAAUGCCAAUGGAGAAUUAAUUGAAGAAGAAGAAGAGCCAGCCUGUUAUUACGAGUGCCAUUAUCCUCCGUGUACAAAUUUGGAACAAGAGCCCAGAGAAUUUAGCAUCUGUGGCAGAUGCCAACAAGCCCGUUACUGCGGUUCCAAUUGCCAGCAACGUGACUGGCCCGUUCACAAGAAAUUCUGCCGGGAAAAGCACAGACCGAUUCUCAGGGAGAGGCCACCGGAACGGUGAAUCGAACAAAAUGUUCAAAGGACAGUAACAACUUUAAAAGAACACAAAGGCAGAGUUUGAUUUCUAAUUGUCUCACUCCCAACUGAAAAUAUUGUACUAAAUGGCGUGAAGAGGCAAUUGACCACAUAACAAGACACACAUUAUUUACAAGAAGCAACGUUCGCCAGAAGGCACUCCAGUUUUCCCCCCGAAAGUGGUGCCGCAGCCGUCUGGAGCGACCGCUGCUGAGCGGAUCCGUGCGGGCAAGAGCGAGAACCGAUCCCCGCUACUCCGCCCGAAUCCUACUCCCUGCCGUUUCGGUUCUGGUGAGAGUGAUACAACUAGGACGAGGAAAAAAAUCUCGCCACAGUCCACCGAUAAGUUAUUUAUUGCAAUCUUAGUUCUGUGGCGUGUCUACUGCCCACGAUCCCGGUCCACCAGCGAUAUGUUUAAAAAAGGAAAGAAAAACCAUGUAAAUUUUGUUGUAAGUGUGAGAGAACUAACCGUUCAACUUUGCCAUUUUAUAUGUAGCUGAAUCGUUGUGAUAAUUUAAGAAAAAAGAAAAAAUCAUCUAAUAUAUCUACAUUUUUGCUCAUUAUACUGCACUAGUUUUCAACCAAUGUUCCUGAGUGGCACCAAAAUCUUUGUAAAGAUGAUAUAUAUCAUAUAUUAUAUAUAUAUUAUUCUUAACUUUUUUAAAUUUUAAGAAAAAAACAACAAAAAAAAAACUUUAACUUUCUCCAUACUUUAACCAAUCAAAUAUAUUUAAAAAA
Centruroides sculpturatus (bark scorpion) is the source of this 1612-nucleotide messenger RNA. RefSeq names its product zinc finger MYND domain-containing protein 19-like. The transcript is spliced from 6 exons. NCBI's taxonomy places the organism in Eukaryota, Metazoa, Arthropoda, Arachnida, Scorpiones, Buthidae. The record is from RefSeq and is a predicted model, not a curated record. The coding region runs from base 138 to 860 and encodes 240 amino acids.